Messenger RNA from Ochotona princeps (American pika), 1103 nucleotides. RefSeq names its product synaptophysin like 2 (gene SYPL2). The record is from RefSeq and is a predicted model, not a curated record. Bases 66 to 860 code for a protein of 264 amino acids. Lineage: Eukaryota; Metazoa; Chordata; Mammalia; Lagomorpha; Ochotonidae. The transcript has 6 exons. Gene Ontology annotation, cellular component: synaptic vesicle; synaptic vesicle membrane.
CCCCGCGAAGCCCCCGGACGAGGGAGCCGAGCCGCUGCGCUGUGCCCGCGCCUCACCGUGACGGCAUGUCCUCGACGGAGAGCCCCGGCCGCGCGGCAGACAAGUCUCCGCGCCAGCAGGUGGAUCGCCUGCUUGAGGGAAUACGCUGGCGGCGGCUGGAGGAGCCGCUAGGCUUCAUCAAAGUUCUCCAGUGGCUCUUUGCUAUUUUCGCCUUUGGGUCCUGCGGUUCCUACAGCGGCGAGACGGGGGCAAUGGUUCGCUGCAACAAUGAAGCCAAGGAUGUGAGCUCCAUCAUCGUUUUAUUCGGCUAUCCCUUCAGGUUGAACCGGAUUGAGUAUGAGAUGCCGCUCUGUGACGAAGACUCCUCCUCCAAGACCAUGCACCUCAUGGGGGACUUCUCUGCUCCCGCUGAGUUCUUUGUGACCCUCGGCAUCUUUUCCUUCUUCUAUACCAUGGCUGCCCUCGUUCUCUACCUGCGCUUCCACAAGCUCUACACAGAGAACAAACGGUUCCCGCUGGUGGACUUCUGUGUGACUGUCUCCUUCACCUUCUUCUGGCUGGUAGCUGCAGCGGCCUGGGGCAAAGGCCUGACCGACGUCAAGGGGGCCACACGGCCAUCCAGCCUGACGGCAGCCAUGUCUGUGUGCCAUGGCGAGGAAGCAGUGUGCAGUGCCGGGGCCACACCCUCCAUGGGACUGGCCAACAUCUCUGUGCUCUUCGGCUUCAUCAACUUCUUCCUGUGGGCUGGAAACUGUUGGUUUGUGUUCAAGGAGACCCCGUGGCAUGGGCAGGGCCAGGACCAGAGUCAGGGGCCCAGCCAGGAGAGCGCAGCUGAGCAGGGAGCCGUGGAGAAGCAGUAAGCAGCCCCACCAGACUACUCCCGAACUGGACAGCACCUCUUCAACCACCUCCGGCUUCCAGGACCUUCCUCUUCCUCCUCCUGCACUUCCCCUCCCCCUGUCCAUCUGGGAUGGGCAAGGCAUCAGCUGAUGGAAACCCGGGCAACCUUCCCAGUGGCUUCCCAUCCCUCCUCUUGCUGGAGUCCCAGAUGGCAGGAGCUCGGGACUUCUUAUAUACCACCAGAUAUCUUACCCUCAUAGCCU